Solanum stenotomum is the source of this 864-nucleotide messenger RNA. RefSeq lists its product as uncharacterized. The transcript has 2 exons. Lineage: Eukaryota; Viridiplantae; Streptophyta; Magnoliopsida; Solanales; Solanaceae. The record is from RefSeq and is a predicted model, not a curated record. Bases 1 to 864 code for a protein of 287 amino acids.
AUGGAUGUGACUGGCAAGACAAAAGAUAAUGUUAAGGCGAGACUUGACUUACCAGAACAUUGUAGACGACCGGAGUUGCAUUUACAGGAGUCUGCCAACAACAAGUUACUUAAGCCUAAGGCUAGUUAUUCAUUCACAAUGGAACAUAACAGAAAAAUUUGUGAGUGGGUGGAAAGCUUGAAAAUGCCAGAUGGAUAUGCCUCAAAUUUGGGAAAGAGGGUUGACAUUGAGUGUGGAAUAUUACAUGGGAUGAAAAGUCAUGACUGUCAUGUUUUCAUGGAACAAUUACUUCCUAUUGCUUUUUGUGGAUUGCCUGAAAACAUAUGGAAACCGAUGACAGAGAUCAAUUUGUUCUUCAAAGACUUAUGUUCCAGCACAUUGAGAGUAGAGAAUCUGGUUCAGAUGGCCAAAAACAUCGUUGUUAUUAGUAAUAAGUUGGAGAAGAUUCUUCCACCUGGGUUCUUUGAUGUGAUGGAACAUCUUCCCAUUCACCUUGUUCAUGAAGCCCUACUGGGAGGUCCAGUCCAAUAUAGGUGGAUGUAUCCUUUUGAGCGGAGCAUUGGCAAGUCUAAAAGGGGUAUUAAGAAUAAACCUAGGGUGGAGGGCUCUAUGGUUCAAGUAUAUCUAGCUAAAGAAAGAUCCCACUUUUGUUCUUACUACUUUGAUGAUUAUGUGUCGUGUUUGAGAAACAGACCUAAUCGACAUGAUGAUACUAGGAAUGAUCCUUCAGUACAAUCAUUAUCAAUCUUCAACCAAUCGGGUAAGGGUUCAAAAAAGCGUACACUGCGCAAACUUACCGAAAAGGAGAAAAAAUCCGUAGAGCUUCACGUCUUGUUGAAUUGUCCAGAAGUCCAACCCUUCUAA